GUUAGCAGAAGGGUCUUCUUUCCGUUCCUGGGGUUUGAUUCGAAUCAAGCUUUUCCAAAAACGUCGUGAUUGUUCGCCACCUUAUCUCGGAUCCUGUGGACAUUCCGGAGGCAGGACGUUUCCUCCCCGAGUGACUUCACUUCCCAAAAUUAGUCCGAAGAGAAGGAGGAGGAGGAGGGAGGAAAAAGGAAAGAAAGAAAGAAAGAGUUUCAUCCGGUUCCAAACGGCCGCGUCGUUUCUUUCUUUCGCUUUGCGUCAGCCCGUUUGGAGAGGAAGAAGAAGAGGAGGAGGAGGAGGAGGAGGAGGAAGAGGAGAGGAAGGCAGGCAGGAGUUGGACGUCCCGGGCAAAGAAAUCCGGGACUGGGCAAAGAGAGGAAGAGGAGAGGAGAGAACCAGCUCCUUCGGCUCCAAUGUAUGGGAUAUUGGCACAAUCGGCGGGCAAGCCUUCUCCAUGGACGGGACCAUUAAGGAGGCUCUCUCAGUGGUGAGUGAGGACCAGUCCCUCUUCGAUUCUACCUACGGAGCUGCUGCUCAUCUUCCCAAAGCGGACAUGACAGCCUCAGGGAACCCUGACUAUGGGCAACCGCACAAAAUCAACCCUUUACCUCCCCAGCAAGAGUGGAUCAAUCAGCCUGUCCGAGUCAACGUUAAGAGAGAAUAUGACCAUAUGAAUGGAUCCAGGGAGUCCCCAGUGGACUGCAGUGUUAGUAAAUGCAACAAACUGGUUCCUGCUGGGACAGAAUCAAACUCCUUGAACUAUGGCACCUACAUGGAUGAGAAGAAUGGUCCUCCUCCACCCAACAUGACAACCAAUGAGAGACGGGUCAUCGUUCCGGCAGAUCCCACAUUAUGGACCCAGGACCAUGUACGGCAAUGGUUGGAGUGGGCAAUAAAAGAGUAUGGUUUAAUGGAGAUUGACACCAGCCUCUUCCAGAAUAUGGACGGGAAAGAACUGUGCAAGAUGAACAAGGAUGAUUUCCUCCGGACCACUUCCCUCUACAACACCGAAGUUCUGCUAUCUCACCUCAGUUACCUCAGGGAAAGUAGUUCAUUGCUUUCUUACAAUACAACAGCCCAUACGGAGCCAUCCUCUCGAAUCAGUGCCAAAGAAGACACCUCGUAUGAUGCAGUCAGAAGACCUGGAUGGGGCAAUAACAUGAACUCCAGCCAUAACAAAAGUCCUCCUUUGGGAGGGACACAAAAUGCGAGCAAAAAUGUAGAUCAGCAGCGGACUCAGCCAGAUCCCUACCAGAUUUUAGGACCCACCAGCAGCCGGUUAGCUAAUCCAGGGAGUGGACAAAUCCAGCUGUGGCAGUUUCUCCUUGAGUUGCUAUCGGACAGCUCCAACGCCAGCUGCAUCACAUGGGAAGGAACGAAUGGAGAAUUCAAGAUGACCGACCCCGACGAGGUGGCCCGGCGCUGGGGAGAACGCAAGAGCAAGCCCAACAUGAAUUACGACAAGCUGAGCCGAGCCCUCCGGUAUUACUACGACAAGAACAUUAUGACCAAAGUCCAUGGCAAGCGGUAUGCCUAUAAAUUUGACUUUCACGGCAUUGCCCAGGCGCUUCAGCCUCACCCGACUGAGUCGUCCAUGUACAAAUAUCCUUCGGAUCUUUCCUACAUGCCUUCGUAUCACACGCACCAGCAGAAAGUGAACUUUGUGCCUCCACACGCUUCCUCCAUGCCCGUCACUUCCUCCAGUUUCUUCGGAGCGGCAUCACCGUAUUGGACUUCCCCGACAGGAAGCAUUUACCCAAAUCCCAAUGUACCGCGCCAUGCCAAUUCCCAUAUGCCGUCGCACUUGGGCAGCUACUACUAAAUGCUUUUCACCUUUGGUGGCCUUUCUCAUCUGACUGGGUGUUUUCUUCCAUUCAUGGAUAUCUCUGGACAGAUGGACGUUCUCCGUUUAGUCAGGAAGAAAGCUGAAAACUGGAUAUUAUUAUUGUUAUUAAUAUUUUAUUAUAAAUAUUAUUGGAGAAGACUUUUUUAUUUUUGUAGUUCUGCUUCUUGUCUCUCAGAUGGGCAAAUGGAUUCUCCGAUGGGCCAGUAUUAUAUAUUUUGUUUGGUUCUAAUCCUAAUAUGCUCUGUAGGAUUCACUCAAAUAUUUCAAUCCAGCUCUCAGACAAAGCAUUGACAAAUCCAAGGUAUUUUUGGAAAGAAAUAGAAGACCAAGACCUUUGAGUCUUGGAUGAUAAAUGUUUGUUUGUUUGUUCAUUCCAGAUCUAAUGUCAAUGGUCUCUUCCCCAUAUCAAGUUUUGGGGAAGAAAGAGAAAAUUCAGAUAUUAUGAGGACCUUGUUUGGAGAUACAGUAGAGUCUCACUUAUCCAAGCUAAACGGGCCGGCAGAAGCUUGGAUAAGCGAAUAUCUUGGAUAAUAAGGAGGCAUUAAGGAAAAGCCUAUUAAACGUCAAAUUAGGUUAUGAUUUUACAAAUUAAGCACCAAAACAUCAUGUUAUACAACAAAUUUGACAGAAAAAGUAGUUCAAUAUGCAGUAAUGCUAUGUAGUAAUUACUGUAUUUAUGAAUUUAGUACCAAAAUAUCAUGAUAUAUUGAAAACAUUGACUACAAAAAUGCGUUGGAUAAUCCAGAAUGUUGGAUAAGCGAGUGUUGGAUAAGUGAGACUCUACUGUAUUUUGGAAAGAAAUGGAAGACCAAGACCUUUGAGUCUUGGAUGAUAAAUGUUUGUUUGUUUGUUCAUUCCAGAUCUAAUGUCACUGGUCUCUUCCCCAUAUCAAGUUUUGGGGAAGAAAGAGAAAAUUCAGAUAUUAUGAGGACCUUGUUUGGAGAUACAGUAGAGUCUUACUUAUCCAAGCUAAACGGGCCGGCAGAAGCUUGGAUAAGCGAAUAUCUUGGAUAAUAAGGAGGGAUUAAAGAAAAACCUAUUAAACAUCAAAUUAGGUUAUGAUUUUACAAAUUAAGCACCAAAACAUCAUGUUAUACAACAAAUUUGACAGAAAAAGUAGUUCAAUAUGCAGUAAUGUUAUGUAGUCAUUACUGUAUUUACGAAUUUAGCACCAAAAUAUCACGAUAUAUUGAAAGCAUUGACUACAGAAAUGGCUUGGAUAAUCCAGAAGCUUGGAUAAGCGAGGCUUGGAUAAGUGAGACUCUACUGUAACAACUGGAAUCUUAGCUUUGAAGCCAAUGGAGUCUUGUCUUUUUUCUCCCAACUGGAAAAAAAGAAUUAAAUGAAUAUAUAUAUUCCUAUACAUAAAUAUGUAUAUUUUAGGUUAAUUAAGGGCAUUGAAAGGACCUUUUGAGAAUAUGCAUUAUGUUAUCUGGUUUUAUUACGACCUGCAGAAACAUUCAAGACAAGGAAAAAGCUGUAAUGCGUCAAGGACAGAUAUUCUUAUGAAUUAAUAUAAAUGACAGCAAUCCCCCAAGAUUUAUUAGUAUUUGGGGGGCUGCAAAAUCAUAACUGAUUCACGAACGCUGUGCGUUUGUCAGACCGCUUUUCAGAGGGUCAACCAAGUCAGAGGGCAACUUACUGUAUAAAUUAUGCAGAGUUACGUUUUUAACCUAUAUCUCACAGUAUUGAAAGUUUUUUUUAAAAAAGGAUAAACUGAAACGAGUUGACCUCGGUCACAAAUGCAGUGUUUUUUUUAACUACCAAAUUCAUCAUUUGUUGUUCUUUUUUUUUACGAAAUGUAAUUUGUACAUCUUUUCAGUCUGUACAUUUGGGGUACAGCUUUGUAAUCUGUUUUGCUAAAAAUAAACUUAAAUGAAGGAAAA
Molecule: messenger RNA, 3729 nt
Organism: Anolis carolinensis (green anole)
Lineage: Eukaryota; Metazoa; Chordata; Lepidosauria; Squamata; Anolidae
Gene: fli1
Product: Fli-1 proto-oncogene, ETS transcription factor
Exons: 9
Coding region: 452-1819 (455 amino acids)
Biological process (GO): regulation of transcription by RNA polymerase II; cell differentiation
Cellular component (GO): nucleus
Molecular function (GO): DNA-binding transcription factor activity, RNA polymerase II-specific; sequence-specific DNA binding
Source: RefSeq, a predicted model, not a curated record